AUGGCUUGGGAAACCCCCGCCUGGGUUGCUUCCAUCCUAAGCGUAAUUGGCUACCUUUGGAUCCGCCCAGAGUCCUUUGCCGACAACUCUCUCUACUCGGUCGUCUGCGCGAUCAUCUUCAUCAUCGACCCUCCGCGCCAGGUGCACAAGGCAUUCCUUGCCUGGUAUGCGUCCUUGGCCGAUUUUCAAAUGUCGGAUCUAGUUACAAAGCAUUUUACCGUCGUUCUUCUUGUUCUGGCGGUCACUUGGUUGCUCAAGCGAUCGCUGCAAACAAUAUGGAAGCCAGUACCAGAGCUGGUUAAUAUCUUAGGCGUUGAUAUUCCGCAGACGCCAGACGUAUCUCUAGCUGGCAUACGAUCUGACGCGGCAACUCUUACUUGGACUAAACCUCCCCCGAACCGGCCUGUGGCUAAAUAUACAAUUCAAGUUAAUGGAGUCCAUGUCGGUGAAUCCCCCGGAAACGAAGUAGCCAUCACAGUUACUGGCCUAAAACCGGAUCAUUUUUAUAAUAUACGUGUCGUUGCUGUCGGGCCGAAUUACUUUCAAGCUGGCAGCCCUGUUAUUCGACUUCGAACGUUCGAUAAAGAUGGCCGACCCCGUCAGGGGACCAUCGGAUCGCCGCCCGGCUCGAUUAACAACGACCAACAUAUCAAUUCCCUAAACCAGGUAGAUGGCUCAGCAGCAACUCUACCUACCGUUGAAGCGGCAACUGCAAUUGAAGCCCUCUCCAGUGGAGCGCGCGAUGGUAGCCAAACAAGCGCAUCACAAAGGAAAAACCGGCGCCAUUCACCGUCGAUCACCAACUCGGAGCAAGGGAGUUCGAAAAAGUUCGCUGUAGAGGAUCAAGAUAUAUCGCUAGACGAACUCAAUGAACGCUUCGAGGCAAUCCGCAAGGAGAUUGAUGAGACGCUUGCACAGUAUGCGAAAGACGAAGCCGAUGCAGCUCAACAAGAAGCCGACCUGAAGGAGGAGCGCGAUAAGAAACGGCAAGCUGUCCGCGAAAAAGAAGAACAGACAGCUCAACUGAAAGCCCAAGGCCGAACUACCAUGGAACAAAUGCGCGCCACCGAGAAGGAACGCAACAAACUGAUGGCCCAACUUCGAGAGAAGGAAGCUAAAAAGGACAAAGUCAAAGAUAAUAUUACAGAUCUUGGUGGCGAAAGCGACAAAAUGAAAGCGGAUCGCCAAAAGUUCGACAAACAGAAAUCUGAACUGUCCAAGAAACGCGAUUCGACAGUCAAAGCUCUUAAUAAGGCGAAUGCGGAAUUGCAGGACAAGUGCGCUCAGCUAGAAGCAGAGCUAAAGGACAAGGGCAAGCAGCUGCAGGAUCUCAAGGCUACUCGUGAAAAGCUACCUGGCGCGGAUGAUGAGCAAGUGAAAGAGCACGACGCGAAGCUCUCUCGCGACUGGGAAGUCAAACGCAAGGAUAUCCAUACUCGUCUCGUAACGGAACUGAAGCAAGCACAUCAAUUGGAGCAGCAAACCCGCAGCUUGGAAGAGGAGCUUGCCUACCUCCAGCAGCAAGCGAGUGCAGCUUUCAUGGCAGCGUCUGUACGCCCACCAAGUGUCGACUUCCUGGCCAACAACCAACCCGCCGCCAGAAGGUCCAGCCUUGGCGCUGUUGCGUCAACAAUAGUCAGCAGGCCCUCUCCGACACAGGUUAUGCCAAUUGAUCCCAGCUAUCCGUCCCCUCCGCCGUUUAGUCACGCGCCAUUUGCGCCAGGUUUGUUUACAGAUACUGUAGAUGAUGAUGAUGAUUCAGCACAAGCGGAAGUCGACUUGAGGAUAGCUGCUGGGCCGUUGAGCCCAACGGCACAAGACUACUUGCCUUCUAACAUUUUCGACGACAUGGAUGACUCUGAGCCUGGGGAAGACGACUAUAUUGGUGGCAUUGAUCAUGGAGGAGCUACACCUGACCCUCAAUCGCCAGCAUCAUCUAGUCUGUCUAUCAAUGCUUUCUCUAGCCCGCACGGAUCAUCGCACAAUCUGCCAUACCAACAACCCAUUGGAUUACCACCCACGGCGUCUCCAGCAUCUGGCCAUCGCUUUACGAAUUUGCUGUCGACCUUUCAACGAAACCGAGGCGCAAGACAUUCGACAGACCAAGGCCCACCAAUCGGUAGCUUGAAGUCUGGUCAGAGCCAGUCGUUUCCAAGAGUAAGCGAGGUUGAUGAACCCGUCGAAAGCAAGAAGAAGAUCAAUUUUCCCUGGAUGGGUCGCGCUUCUGCUGGCCCGGAUGGAUCCAUUGGCUCCUCCUCCAAAUUUUCUAGCCGACGUGUGAACCCGCUUCGUCAUUCUACGGGAGCCCCUUUUCCUGAUGCAGAUCCUGAUUCAAGACCAUCCUCCAUCACUUCCAUGGAUCUCCCAAGACCUUCAACGGAUAGCGGAUCUAUCUGGGGUAACCCUGGUGAUAGCGGUGGGCCAAAGAAUCGUCUCUGGCUUGGGGAUGGCCGUUGGCCAUCUCGCAAUGGUUCCAGACGUCCUUCAGUUCAUGGCUCCACGUCUGCCUUAACAACGACCUUGGCAUCCGCUGAUGACGAAAUUCUAGAUGAGCGCGAUCUCCUCGAUCCCCAAACUUCACCAAGCCAGGUUGGCGUCAUUGGGUCUAGAGUGCCUGGACCUAGCAGAUCGCUCAGUCAACGCCUUAAUCCGAAUGCGCCGACCUUUAUGGGACAGAUCUUCCGUCGCGAUAAGGAUGGAGACAGGAGUUUUGGACGUAAAGAUAAAGAUCGCAGCAAAGAUAAGAAGCGCGAUGAACGCGCUCCUGAUGGCAGCGCUCCGAGCAUCGAAUUUACGCCGAGCCUGGACGAGUCACCAGCCGAUUCGCGUAUCUCAAGAGAUGCCUACUCCGUUCACACGCAGACCUCUGUGUCGGAGUCUCAUGAUUCCUUUAUCCUAGAUCCCAACACUCCGUCCGACUUGCAGUCCAACGCUGGCUCUGCCACCAAGGACCAGGAGAACGUUGUUCGAAAGCUGUUUCGUAAGGGGAGCUCAAGCAAAUUCAGCCUGUCAUCCAGACUUGGAAAGGAUUCUGGCCUGUUUAAGAAAGGACCAGGAAGCACUACCAACUCGGAUCGGAACCUCUCAGCAGAUCAGCGAUCAAGCAUUGGCGACAUUGACGACCUCGGUGAGGACGUUCAGUUUGGGCGCAGCUAUGAUAGCAUGACCAGCAGCCCUGUUCUAGUACCCGCGAAGUCGAAGGACAGUAAGGAAUCGCGUAUGAGCAGCUGGCGGUUUUCUAUGAGAAAGAAGGGCCGUGAUGGCAUGCUGAAGGAGAAGGAGAGCAUUGAACUGGAUAGACCAACAGACGAGGAGUAG
This is a messenger RNA of [Torrubiella] hemipterigena, 3318 nucleotides long. NCBI's taxonomy places the organism in Eukaryota, Fungi, Ascomycota, Sordariomycetes, Hypocreales, Clavicipitaceae. The record is from the annotation of a GenBank genome assembly.